CUGAAGAAGAACCGAAUGGAAGAAGCGGGACAACCACAAAUGGGGAACUACUGACGGAAGAACGGAAGAAGCGGCCACCGCCAGACGCACCGCCGGACGCCGACCCUCAAGCUCCAGCCUCCAGGGUUGUGCAAAGGUGCAAAUGAGGAGCAUGCUAGGGAUCUGCCGGUGAUGAAUGGUAUCAAAGAAGAUAUUAAAUCCAUUGGAGUUCUUGAUUCUGGGAACCCAGUCUUCCAAGAGGGCCUCUCCAAUCUCUCAACUCGUCUCAAAACCUUACAGGGUUUCUCCUAUCCUGUAUCUUCAAUGGAAAGGAUGAGCCCUCAAAACCCCUUGUACCUUCAUGGCUCAGAUGGGCCUAACACAGUAAGUGUUGAAAAACUCACUGGUGUGAGUAAUUACAGGAGAUGGAGAAGAUCCAUGGAGAUAGCACUUUCCUCAAAAAGAAAACUUGGCUUUGUGAAGGGAAGUGUUGUGAAGGAACAAGCUGACACAGCGAAGGCAGAACUCUGGGAUACAUGCAACGACACUGUGAUAGGAUGGAUUAUGGGGUCUGUUUCAGACUCUAUCAAACAGACCAUCAUGUAUAUGCUCAGGGAGAUCUGGAUGUAUCUGGAGAGCAGAUACUCUGUCUCAAAUGGCUCCCUUAAAUAUAAACUCAACAGAGAACUCUAUAGCUUCAAGCAAGGAGGUGCAACCAUCAAUGAUUAUUAUACUGCCAUGAGGGGCAUGUGGGAGGAACUAGAGUCUUUAGACCAGUUGCCCACCAUUACUACUGUUGGAGAGGAUGUGACAAGAUUCUUAGAAGCCUUGGAAAAACAGAAGGAAGAGAAAAGGUUGUUUCAAUUUCUCAAUGGAGUGGAUGAAGUUUAUGGACCUCAAAGGAGUCAACUGCUCAUGAUGACAACUCUUCCUUCAGUAGAGUUUGCUUGUAGUUCACUUCAACAAGAAGAGUCACAAAGAUGUGUGCUCAAUCCUAUGAAGGCUCCCUUGGAGUCCUCUGCCAUGUAUAGCAAGGGAGCAACUGACCCAGAAACAUGCUCAGCUUGUGGGGUGAAAGGACAUCCAAGGGAGAGAUGUUGGACAGUUAUAGGCUAUCCUAAAUGGCAUCCAAAACACAAAGCUCUUUAUAAAAGCAGGAAGGAGGCACAGAAGGUUGCUGCCAAUGCACAAGGAGGAAGCAGCCUAGGGGACAAUGGAGAAAUCACAGUCCAACAAUUGGAGCAUCUGCUGAGGAACCUGCAUAACAAACCUAGAUCAACCAUGGCAGGUUCAGACACUGAAGAUGAACUCGAUUCUAGCUUUGCUGGCUUCGCAGCUGUUGGGAAUAGAUUGAAAAUAAAUCUACCUAACGGUAAUACCUCUGAUAUCACUCACUGUGGUGGUGUAAAGCUGAAAAAUGGACUAAACCUUAAGAAGGUUUUAGUAGUUCCUGAGUUUAAACAUAAUCUGCUGUCAGUUAAUAAACUUGUGAGCUCUGAAGAUUGCAAGGUAGACUUCUAUGCAGGACAUUGUGUCAUAGUUGACAAUGUCACUCAAAAAGAGCACUCGAAGCAACACUUUGAAGAGGAAGAGAGGAGGUUGCUGCCGCUGCUGGAGGCAGCGGAGCUGACCAAGCUGCAGCAAGUCUCAGCCUGUUCAGGUUCUUCAUGGAGGGGCUCAUCCCCCAGGACGCGUUGCAGUACAUGGACAUGGUCGCCAAGUGCAGUGACAAGGACCGCGUGUGCAGGCUCUGCAGGCUGGUCGUCGAGAAGGAGAAUAGCUUCGGCAGCACGUUGGGUGGUCCCCACUAACAUUGAUGAUGGUGAUGGUGAGGAAGACAAGGAAUGUAUGGGCAAAAGGAAAUGGCUCCACCCACAUUAACUUGUAGAUGGGUGUGGUUGGUUGGAGCAUUCGAAGCAACACNAAGGGCUCGUCCCCCAGGACGCGAUGCAGUACAUGGACAUGGUCGCCAAGUGCAGCGACAAGGACCGGGUGUGCAGGCUCUUCAGGCUGGUCGUCGAGAAGGAGAAUAGCUUCGGCAGCACUUUGGGUGGUCCCCACUAACAUUGAUGAUGAUGGUGAUGAGGAAGGCAAGGAAUGUAUGGGCAAAAGGAAAUGGCUCCACAUUAACUUGUAGAUGGGUGUGGUUGGUUGGUUAGUUUCCUUCUUUACUUCUGCUUUUGUAAAUGGUGACGAACUAAUUGUUCUAUAGAUCUUUUCUUUGUGUAGGUAAAUAACAAGUUUUAAAGUUU
Messenger RNA from Cuscuta campestris, 2231 nucleotides. Lineage: Eukaryota; Viridiplantae; Streptophyta; Magnoliopsida; Solanales; Convolvulaceae. The record is from the annotation of a GenBank genome assembly.